CCCAACCCUUACCAGUUACCAACCCUCACUCGCUCCAACUCUCCAAGGGGCGCAGCACACCCUCCCUCGUCCCUCCCAUCACCCUCGAGCUGGCCGUUCCUCUCAUCGCCGGCGAGCUCAGUCCCUCCCUCUCGUUCAGCCGCCGGACUGCUCCUGACGCCGUCGCCGGUUAGAGCUUCGAAGCUCACUCGGUCCCUCACUCAGCUAACGUCUCAGACUCUCAGCAGUGGAAGCAUAGUCGCCGGGCUCGCCUCCUGUCUCCGUCGCGAAGCUCUGUUCCACCGUCGCCGGCGCCAUCUCUGUUCCUGCCUCCGUCGCCAGCUCUCCGUUUCCAGCGCCAUCAUCCUUCUUUGCAUUUGAAACUUCAUCUUUGCUGCUCUGUUCCGCUACCUGCGCCGCUAUACUCUGCUUCACUGUUAGACUGGUUGGAUCAAUGAACUAGUAAAUCAGUGACUAGAAUAGUUCGAUGACCGGUUCGGUUCUCAGAACUUUGCUCAAACCUCUUCGCAUCUUAUAGCAGAGUACGCUAAACAAGCUAUGCAAUAGCAACAAUAAACCUUCAAUCAUGUCUGCACCAAAAACCCCAAUCCCACUUAGUCUUCCUCCUUCCCACCCAUCGCAACACUAACAACAACAGUUAAACAUAACCCCAACAAAGAGAUUUUUUUAUGCCCUCCCAUGUUCAACGGAAUCUACAACAUAAUAUCGCAAUGCCUGAGUUCCAGCACCAUUACCCUUUCCCACGCGCGUCAAGCCCACGCGCACAUUCUCAAGCUCGACCUCUACGGCGACACCUACAUCGCCACAAGGCUUCUCUCUCACUACGCCAAUAAUCUCUGCUUUUCACAAGUCACAAACCUCGUACUCCAUUUCUUCCCCAAUCCAACCCUCCCUUCCUUCACCACCAUCAUCAAUGCCUUCGCCAGGUCCCACCAAUACGACGCCGUUCUCCGCCUCUUCUCCCUCAUGGGUCAUAAGGGUCUUGCCCCUGAUGGGUUCCUUCUCCCGAGUGCAAUCAAAGCCUGUGCUGCGUUGCAAGCCUUGAAGCCCGGGCUGCAGUUUCAUGGGUAUGCUUUUGCGUCUGGUUAUGCCUUGGAUUCAAUUUUGGCGUCUUCUCUGGUGCAUAUGUAUCUGAAGUGUGAUAGUAUUGGGGAUGCGCAUCGACUGUUUGAUGAAAUGCCUGAGAGGGAUGUUGUCGUUUGGAGCGCGAUGAUCGCGGGUUACUCGCGACGUGGGAUGGUUGAGAGGGCCAAGGAGAUGUUUAGUGAGAUGAGGAGUGAGGGGGUGGAGCCCAAUUUGGUAUCGUGGAAUGGGAUGCUUGCUGGGUUCAGCAAUGCAGGGUGGCAUGUUGAGGCUGUGGAGUUGUUCAAGACAGUGCUGAGCGAAGGUUUUUUGCCUGAUGGGUCAACCGUAUCAUGUGUGCUUCCUGCUUUGGGGCAGUUGGAGGAUGGAGUGGCUGCGAAACAGGUUCAUGGUUAUGUGAUCAAACAGGGAUUGGGAUUGGAUAGGUUUGUGGUAAGUGCGCUGCUUGAUAUAUAUGGGAAGUGCGGAUGCACACAUGAGAUGUUGCAGUUGUUUGAUGAGGUCGAUCAGAGGGAAGUUGGUUCUUUGAAUGCUUUUCUAAAUGGGUUGUCGCGAAAUGGUUUGAUUGACACUGCAUUGGAGGUGUUCAGGAAGUUCCUUGAUGAAGGAGUUGAAUUGAAUGUUGUGACUUGGACCUCUAUGAUAUCUAGCUGUGCGCAGAAUGGGAAGGACAUGGAAGCUUUGGAGCUUUUUAGAGAGAUGCAGGCUCAUGGAGUGGAGCCUAAUGCUGUAACGAUACCAAGCUUGAUUCCUGCAUGUGGAAAUAUUUCAGCAUUGAAGCAUGGGAAGCAAACCCAUUGCUUUUCUCUCAGGAAGGGGAUAUUUGAUGAUGUUUAUGUAGGUAGUGCAUUGAUAGAUAUGUAUGCGAAGUGUGGAAGAAUCCAGUUAUCUCGGCUUUGUUUUGAUAAAAUGUUGGAUCCAAAUUUGGUUUCUUGGAAUGCAGUAAUGAAAGGAUAUGCAAUGCAUGGGAAGGCUAAGGAAACAAUAGAGAUGUUUCGAAUGAUGCAAGAGAGUGGCAUGGAGCCUGAUGAGAUUUCCUACACGUGUGUGUUAUACGCAUGCGCCCAAAAUGGCUUAACUGAAGAAGGGUGGCAAUAUUUCAAUAGCCUGUCAAAAGAACAUGCCAUUGAAACUAAAACAGAACACUAUGCUUGCAUGGUGACACUUCUUAGUCGUGUAGGGAAACUUGAAGAAGCUUAUUCUCUCAUCAAGGAAAUGCCAUUAGAACCUGAUGCUUGCAUCUGGGGAGCCUUACUAAGUUCCUGUAGAGUUCACCAUAAUUUGAGUUUAGGCGAGAUUGCUGCAGAAAAGCUUUUCCUGUUAGAACCCGAUAACCCGGGGAACUACAUUCUUCUGUCCAACAUCUAUGCUUCAAAGGGCAUGUGGGAUGAAGUAGACAGAAUUCGUGAUGUGAUGAAGAGUAAGGGUUUGAGGAAAAAUCCUGGCUACAGUUGGAUUGAGAUUGGAAACAAAGUACACAUGCUUGUUGCUGGUGACAAGUCGCAUCCACAAAUGCAAGAGAUAUUGGAGAAAUUGGAAAAGUUGAGUGUUGAGAUGAAGAAAUGUGGUCACCUUCCUAAGACUGGACUUGUGCUGCACGAUGUGGAGGAACAAGAGAAGGAGCAGAUAUUGUGUGGGCACAGUGAGAAGUUGGCAGUAGUAUUAGGACUACUCAACACGAGUCCGGGGCAGCCUCUUCAAGUGAUUAAGAACCUGAGAAUCUGCAGUGACUGCCAUGCCGCUAUAAAAUUUAUUAGCAGUUUGGAAGGGAGAGAAAUUUUUGUGAGAGACACAAAUCGUUUUCACCAUUUCAAGGAUGGUGUUUGCUCUUGUGGAGAUUAUUGGUAAUUUCUCAUGAACUUCAUUUCUAGAGACAUCUGGUUUCUGCCAAACACAGAAUACACUAAUCAAGAUUAUUUGUAUACAUUUGAUGCAAUGGAGUUGUCAAGUUGAGAGCAAUGGAUGUGCAUUGUCAUUUUAGCAAUUGGCAGUUAGAUUAUAGUUAGCUGUCCCCAGUGGGUCUCAGUUUGACAAAUAAACAUUUCUGUUCAGUCCCUUGUUUCCUUUAACGGAGAUCUUCUGUCAGCCGCAUGAUCUAGAUUAUACUGAAAGGCGAUGGUGGUCCAUAUCAGCAGAUUUUCCUUUUUAGUUCUGUCCAUGUUGUUGGCAGAUGCAUGAUUUAGCAUCAAUUAGGAAAUUUAAAGACAUAAAUUCGAGAUAUUGUUCCUCACAAGCUAGCCUUCACAGCCUCCAGUAUUUUUUGUGGAGCUGACCAUGUGUUUCAUCUGUUAUAAAUAACAUUAGUGUCAACUUGGGAUAGAAUUUUAUUACUAUAAAUCCUACUUUUAUUUUUGAAUU
Arachis stenosperma is the source of this 3441-nucleotide messenger RNA. Its product is annotated as pentatricopeptide repeat-containing protein At1g20230. Gene Ontology annotation, biological process: RNA modification. Lineage: Eukaryota; Viridiplantae; Streptophyta; Magnoliopsida; Fabales; Fabaceae. The coding region runs from base 679 to 2931 and encodes 750 amino acids. Gene Ontology annotation, molecular function: protein binding; RNA binding; zinc ion binding. The record is from RefSeq and is a predicted model, not a curated record. The transcript has 3 exons.